CUUGCACAAAACAAAUGUAUGUUCACCAAUCUUCCCUACUCCUUAACAAUUUAGUACCCACACCUUUCUUUAACAGCUUCUCAUCCUAUACCACCAUUUACAGAACCAACAAUGGCUGAUGGCCAGUUAAAGCCCGUUGCAGCGGUACUCUUAAUCCUCAACUUCUGCAUGUUUGUCGUGGUUCUAGGCAUUGGUGGAUGGGCAAUGAACAGAGCUAUUGAUCAUGGCUUCAUCAUAGGUCCAGGAUUUGAUCUUCCAGCACACUUUUCUCCUAUAUACUUCCCAAUGGGAAAUGCAGCCACAGGAUUCUUUGUAGUGUUCGCUUUGAUCGCGAGCGUGGUUGGUGUUGCAUCAGUCAUCGCUGGAUUCAACCACGUUCGUUUUUGGCACACCAGCAGCUUGCCUUCUGCUGCUUCUGCUGCCACCAUUGCUUGGAGCCUUACCCUCCUUGCCAUGGGGUAAGACAUUUACUAUUAUGUCU
This is a messenger RNA of Camellia sinensis, 481 nucleotides long. Lineage: Eukaryota; Viridiplantae; Streptophyta; Magnoliopsida; Ericales; Theaceae. The record is from RefSeq and is a predicted model, not a curated record.